This is a messenger RNA of Caenorhabditis elegans, 1075 nucleotides long. It is a transcript of the gene ubc-3, whose product is annotated as UBC core domain-containing protein. The transcript has 3 exons. The coding region runs from base 3 to 734 and encodes 243 amino acids. NCBI's taxonomy places the organism in Eukaryota, Metazoa, Nematoda, Chromadorea, Rhabditida, Rhabditidae. Gene Ontology annotation, molecular function: ligase activity. The record is from RefSeq and is marked reviewed.
AAAUGGACUCAAAAGCGUCAACAUCGUCCGGAGCACUUCGCGCACUCACCAUGGAGCUCAAAAAUCUCCAGUCUCAACCGGUUGAAGGCUUCACGAUAGACGUGAACGAGGACAAUCUCUUCGUCUGGACUGUAGGGAUCUAUGGGCCACCGAAGACGCUCUACCAGGGCGGAUACUUUAAGGCUUCCAUCAGAUUUCCGUCCAACUACCCGUACUCGCCACCGUCGAUGAAGUUCACCACGAAAGUUUGGCAUCCGAAUGUCUACGAGAACGGUGACCUCUGUAUCAGCAUCCUUCACUCGCCAAUCGACGAUCCACAAAGUGGAGAGCUCGCGUGUGAACGCUGGAACCCGACUCAAAGCGUCCGAACCAUCCUUCUCUCGGUCAUCUCACUGCUCAACGAGCCGAACACCUCGUCACCGGCCAACGUCGACGCGUCAGUGAUGUACCGUAAAUGGAAGGAGGAUCAGGACCCGGAAUACGCGAAAAUCGUCACGAAGCAGGUGGAAGAGUCGAAGAAAGUCGCACAGAAAGAUGGAAUUCAAGUGCCCGAAACGAUUGAGGAGUACUGUGUGAAAUGGGCUCCACCACAACAGGAUGAUGUCUUUGACGACAUUGAUUAUAACGACGAUUUCGGGUGUGACUAUGACGACGAUGAAGAGGAGGAGGACGAGGACGAAUGCGGCUCGGACUAUAAUGAUGAUGACGAGGAUUCGGGACAAGGAGAAAAUUAGUCAAUUUUUUUUAAUUUUCUAUAAUUUUUUCCCCAUUUUUUUUCUCAAUUUUCUCAAUUUUCCAACCUAGAAAAAUUCAAAUUCAUAUCAAAUAUACCACGAAAUCUUGGCGCUUCUUUCAAACAAAAAAUCUUCAAAAUCCGACUCAACUAGUCCUUUUCUCAAUGCAUUUAUAUGUACACUUUUGCCCUUCCCAAGCAGCUAUCAAUUCAUAUUUGUGUUAUACUCAAUAUUUUUUCGUCUGGAAACAGUUUUUUUUGUCCAAUUACACACACACACAGGCUGAUCACAGUGCACUUUCAACUAUUUUUGUUUUCUAUAAAUGAAGCCUUCUUUUUUCU